This is a messenger RNA of Aphanomyces astaci, 483 nucleotides long. RefSeq lists its product as hypothetical. The record is from RefSeq and is a predicted model, not a curated record. The transcript has 5 exons. Lineage: Eukaryota; Oomycota; Saprolegniomycetes; Saprolegniales; Verrucalvaceae. Bases 1 to 483 code for a protein of 160 amino acids.
AUGCUGCUGUCCACAGUGACGACGACCUUUGAGCUUCCAUCGUCGCAAGUCGUUCAAAUCGUCGCCCACGACCUCGAUGGCACGUGCUACACGAACGACGAUCAAGAUCGUCACGACCGCAUGUACGUGGCACUGCUAUCUCUGACCACCCACUCCCAUCGCAUCGUGCUCAAUUGUUCGUUCGAUGCCUUGGAUCAUUCGUAUCACGUGCGUGGGUUUGUGGUGGCAUGUCCAACUUCCACAUACGCCGAGGAAUUGACCAUGCUGGAGCAUCAAGUGCUCGUGUUAGCCAGGACCAUGGAGCAGGCGCAUAUAUGGAAGUGGACGAGUCAUGUAUGGGGAGGAGACUGUGCGGAACACAGCAAUGUCAUCCAAGAGAUUGUACCGACGUUUGCGCAGUUGCAAGGUCUUCGUGUGAUGCUUCCGUGCUAUGACAUCUCAUCCCCACCGACUUCUCGACAUGAACAAGACGAGUUAGUGUAG